Cannabis sativa is the source of this 687-nucleotide messenger RNA. RefSeq lists its product as uncharacterized. The record is from RefSeq and is a predicted model, not a curated record. Bases 1 to 687 code for a protein of 228 amino acids. The transcript has 6 exons. Lineage: Eukaryota; Viridiplantae; Streptophyta; Magnoliopsida; Rosales; Cannabaceae.
AUGAGUGCUACAAACAAAGCUAGUCGUGGUCAAAAGAAAUACAACCAUACAACUGGCACAAAACGUUUUGCACAAAUUAGAGCAGCGCAGAAAGAGAAUGGUGGAAGUACACCAACACGUGAUGCUAUGUUUAACGUCUGCUAUACAAAAAAAGAUAAGAGUGUAACUGAUACAACGAAAGAAGUAAUGGUACAAUUACAAGAGAAACAAGACUUGAAUGAAGAUGUAUCAAAGGAAAAGGGUAUGAAUGACACUUUCUCUGAAGUAAUGGGUAAAGAAAAAUACGGAUCAGUCCGUAUGUACGGUUUUGGUGUUUGCCCAUCUGACGUAUGGGAAAACAAAUCCACCAAGAAAGGAAAUCAAAAGAAGUAUAUACAGACUCUAGAAGCUGAAUUGAAAGAAUUAAAAUCUCAAGUUCAAGCCAACAAGCAAAAUUACAAUGCAAAUGACACAUCUAUUAUACCUGACAUGGCUCUUAAUUACAAUGACAAUGCCACUUCUUCACAACUGGCCAAAAAGCCUUGUAUGUCACAUAACAAGGAAUCUCGACGUCAGUUGUGGUUUUCAUCUUCAGCAUAUGAUAUUCCAAUUGUUGAGGUUGGUGAAAUGGUUAAUCUUAAGAGUGUUACUGCUGAUCCUGAAACAAUUGCUAUUGGUCUAGUUGUUAAUAAAGAUUCAUCAAAAUAA